GUAUUUGUAGGUAGGUCAUUCUAAGUGGUGUAGGUGUUGGUUGUAAUAAAUAAUUUUGCUUAAUGUGUAUGCGUGAUAAAAGAUAUGUACAUACAGUAAUUAGUAAUACAAUUUAAACAGUAAACGUAUCAUAAUGAUGGACGGAAAUGAUUUAUCAUCAGAAACAUCAAGAAAGAGUAUUAUUUCGCAAGCUUGGACACGUAUUUCACAGAUUUAUCAAGGCACCUUAGACAGAUGGACUCCAUAUACAAAAGGAAGAUGGAUUGGCAGUAUAUUCCUCUUAUUAAUAUUUUUGCUUAGAAUAUUUACAAAACAAGGUUGGUAUAUAGUAACUUACGCCCUUGGAAUCUAUCACUUGAAUUUAUUCAUAGCAUUCCUGACACCAAAAAUAGAUCCAGCGAUGGAUUUUGAUGGUGAAGAUGACAAUGGCCCAGCUCUACCGACGAGAGCCACGGAAGAGUUUAGGCCUUUCAUACGGCGGCUGCCGGAGUUUAAAUUUUGGCUGUCCGUAACGAAAAGCACAGUAAUUGCAUUCUUUUGCACAUUCAUUGAUGCAUUUAAUAUUCCAGUAUUUUGGCCAAUAUUGGUCAUGUAUUUCAUCACCCUAUUCUGUAUCACAAUGAAGAGACAAAUUAAGCAUAUGAUCAAAUACCGGUAUUUGCCGUUCACUCAUAGUAAGCCAAAGUAUAAAGCUGUGGAUUCAACAGUAACUAUAAACUGACGACUUACCUACCUACAUAAUAUGUAAAAAUUGAAAACGGGAAGGAGUCAUAGUUAAAUUAACUUAAAACUGUUGUAUGUUUCUAGAAAUACAGUUUUUAUUAUGAUGUUU
Messenger RNA from Diatraea saccharalis (sugarcane borer), 832 nucleotides. The record is from the annotation of a GenBank genome assembly. Lineage: Eukaryota; Metazoa; Arthropoda; Insecta; Lepidoptera; Crambidae.